CAAUUGGCUUUCUUUCCUGUCGGAUCCAGUAAGCUUCUCGCAAGCUCGGUUAUUAGAAACCCUAGAAGCAAAAACCCUAGUAGAGAGAGAGAUGGCGCAGAAGGGUAAUAUCUUCAAAGGCCAACAGAAGAAGAAAUCGAUUCCUCCGAAUCGCCAUGGGAAAGCCCCUCACGUUCGCAAAGGAAAGAGGCAAGCAAAGCCUAAAUAUGUCACUAAGGAGAUGAACGCUGAUCGGGAGCUGAGCAAGUUCAUAAACCAAUGCAAUGAGAUGAAAGCAGCAACUGUUGCUAACAAGGAAGGUGGACAAUUAAGUCUUGUUAAACCAGAGUCCCAGUCCUCUAGUGGUGCAAAGAAGUAGCGAACGGCAUUUGCGUAAUAUGAAUGGGCCCAAUGCUAAGAAGGUGGUUUUGAUUUAGAAAUGUGCUGCUUUCUUCCUUUGUUUUACACUUGCAUCUAGGUUGGAUUGUUCUUAAUGUAUGUGCUUGUUAAACUCACCCAAUUCAAGGGCUUUAAAUUUUGAGAGUUGUUUGUCUCUGUCUGUUUUGCUCCAUGGAAUUUGGAAUACAUGUAAUAGGUAGAUGGAGAAGUGAUAAAUGUGCAGUUUUGGUAA
This is a messenger RNA of Diospyros lotus (date-plum), 610 nucleotides long. RefSeq lists its product as uncharacterized. Bases 92 to 358 code for a protein of 88 amino acids. The transcript has 3 exons. Lineage: Eukaryota; Viridiplantae; Streptophyta; Magnoliopsida; Ericales; Ebenaceae. The record is from RefSeq and is a predicted model, not a curated record.